AAGAGAUCUGGGUGUGUGUGUGAGAGAAAUAAAGAGAGUUGUAAUUGUAAAAUAAAGAGAAGCAGCAGUAGAGAUCAGAGGUAGAGAGGAGAGAAUAGAUACGUUCGUAGGAGGAUUUAACAGAUAGCAGUAGAGGUUUCUGUAGUUUCUCUCCCUUCUCUUCUUUUGUAAUUUCAUGCCCACCAACAAAACCCACCCAAAGUCAUCGUCAUCAUGAAAGACCCUCUGCACUCUGCACCCAGCACUCCAAAAAAGAAGGCCCUCUAGUUCUCCCUCUUCAAAACCUAAACCUCUCCCCUCCCUUAACAGCACCACCCUCCAGCUCUCAACCCCAACCCCUGCGACGCCACCAUGGCCAUGAAACUUCCUUUUCCUCCUCCUUUUCUUCUUCUAUCUCUGAUCACAUUCUCGAUCUUGUCGUUCCGAACCUCCCCAGCAUUCUCUGCAGUUCCCACGGCUAUGCCUCUCCAGCUCUUCUCUCUUCUUAGGCUCAAAUCCUCUCUCAGAGACCCGCUCGCCACCUUCCUUGACUGGGACCCGACCCCGGCCUUCUCCAUUCACACUAAUUCCCAAGCCGACCCAGUUUGGUGUUCCUGGUCAGGCGUCAAAUGCCACCCCAAAACCGCACAAGUCACCACCCUCGACCUCUCUUGUCGCAAUCUCUCCGGCUCCAUCCCGCCCGAAAUCCGGUACUUGUCACGCUUAAUCCACUUGAACCUGAGCCGAAAUGACUUCGAAGGACCUCUUCCACAAUCCAUUUUCGAGUUAUCGGAAUUGAAGACCCUAGAUAUCAACCACAACAACUUCAACUCAACAUUCCCACCUGGGAUUUCCAGGCUAAAGUUCUUGCGCCUCUUCAACGCUUACAGCAACAGCUUUACCGGCCCACUUCCACAAGACCUCGUCCACCUUCGGUACCUGAAGGAGCUUAACCUCGGCGGAAGCUACUUCGAACGUAGUAUCCCAUCAAGCUAUGGUAAUUUCCCGAGGCUCAAGUUUCUCUACCUGCAUGGGAACUUGUUAAGCGGUCCGCUACCGUCACAGUUAGGUUUCUUGACGCAGCUCGAGCACAUGGAGAUCGGUUACAACGAGUUCGAAGGCGGUUUACCCGUGGAAUACUCUCGGUUGUCAAAUCUUAAGUACUUGGACAUUUCCAACGCCAAUCUCUCUGGUACUCUUGCACCCGAGUUCGGAAACCUUUCGAUGCUAGAGGCUUUGCUGCUCUUCAAGAACCGGAUUUCCGGCGUAAUCCCGGCUAGUUUGGGUAAUUUGAAAGCAAUCAAGGCUCUGGACUUGUCCGAUAACCGGUUUUCGGGAACGAUCCCUAAAGAACUGGCUGCCUUGGAGGGACUCACCUUGAUGAGCCUAUUGAAGAACAAUUUAAGCGGCGAAAUACCGGAAAGUAUCGGUGAGUUGCCGAACCUCGAAACGUUACUCUUAUGGAACAAUUCGUUAAACGGUACUAUUCCACAAAUGCUGGGGUCCAACGCCAAGUUACAGAAGCUCGACCUGUCAUCGAACACGCUCACCGGCCCAAUCCCACCGAACCUUUGCCUUGGAAACAAGUUGACUAACCUUAUUCUCUUCUCCAACAGGCUCGUCGAUCAGCUGCCGACAACGUUAACAAGCUGCACUACUUUGUAUCGGUUUCGGGUUCAAAACAACCAGCUCAACGGCUCCAUCCCUUACGGUUUCGGGUCCUUGCCAAACCUUUCCUUCGUGGACCUGAGCGCGAACAAUUUCACUGGGCCAAUCCCACACGACAUAGGCAAUGCCGUGAAAUUGGAGCAGUUGAACAUCUCACAAAACCAGUUUGACUCCUUUUUGCCAGACAAUAUAUGGAACGCCACGAACUUGAUGAUCUUCUCUGCCAGAUCCGCCAACCUCAUCGGGAAAAUCCCGGACUUCAUAGGGUGCAAAAGCCUGUACAAGAUCGAGCUGCAAGGAAACUCCCUCAACGGUUCCAUUCCUUGGGACAUCGGCCAUUGCGAGAGGCUUCUGUAUUUCAAUCUAAGCCAUAAUUCACUCACAGGAAUAAUCCCCUGGGAGAUCUCCACCCUCCCCUCGAUCACUGAGGUCGACCUUGCAUGUAAUUUCCUCACGGGGACGAUCCCCUCCAAUUUUGGUAACUGCACCACAUUGGAAAGCUUCAACGUUUCCUACAAUCUGCUAACCGGACCGAUUCCAUCCUUUGGCACGAUAUUCCCAAGCCUCCAUCCGUCGUCGUUCUCGGGAAACGAGGGUCUCUGCGGAGGAAUAUUGGAGAAGCCCUGUGCGGCCGACACGUGGGCAGCUCCCGUCGAGGAGGCUAAGAAGCAACAGCCCAAGAGAACGGCCGGGGCCGUAGUGUGGAUAAUUGCGCUGGCCUUUGGAAUCGGCCUGUUCGUACUCGCCGCCGGAACCCGGUGCUUCCAUACGAAUUACAGCCGUCGAUUCAACAACGAGCGGGAGAUCGGGCCGUGGCGAUUGACCGCGUUCCAGAGGUUGAACUUCACGGCGGAUGACGUGCUGGAGUGUUUGUCCACGACGGAUAAGAUAUUGGGGAUGGGGUCCACGGGGACAGUUUACAAGGCGGAGAUGCCAGGUGGCGAGAUCAUAGCGGUUAAGAAGUUGUGGGGAAAGCACAAGGACAACGUGAGGAGGAGCAGAGGAGUGUUGGCGGAGGUGGACGUGUUAGGAAACGUGAGGCACAGGAACAUAGUGAGAUUGUUAGGGUGCUGUAGCAACAGGGAGUGCACCAUGCUGCUCUACGAGUACAUGCCCAACGGCAAUUUGGACGAUCUUUUGCACUCCAAUAACAAGGGCGAAAAUUUGGUGGCUGAUUGGGUUACCAGGUACAAGAUUGCUCUCGGGGUGGCUCAGGGGAUUUGCUAUCUUCACCACGACUGUGACCCAGUGAUCGUGCACCGGGAUCUGAAGCCCAGUAAUAUUUUGCUGGACGCUGAUAUGGAAGCCAGGGUGGCGGAUUUUGGUGUCGCAAAGCUCAUCCAAAGCGACGAGUCCAUGUCGGUGAUUGCCGGGUCCUAUGGUUACAUUGCGCCAGAAUAUGCUUAUACCCUGCAAGUUGAUGAAAAGAGUGAUAUAUAUAGUUUUGGGGUAGUGUUGAUGGAGAUUUUAAGCGGUAAAAGAUCCGUGGAUGCUGAAUUUGGAGAUGGGAACAGCGUUGUUGAUUGGGUGAGGUCUAAGUUAAAGACCAAGGAUGGUAUCAAUGACGUCUUGGACAAGAACGCCGGGGCUUCGUGUGCACCUGUCAGGGAGGAGAUGAUGCAAAUGCUUAGAAUUGCAUUGCUUUGCACCAGUCGUAAUCCGGCAGACCGGCCCUCCAUGAGAGAUGUUGUGUUGAUGCUGCAAGAAGCAAAGCCCAAGAGGAAAUUACUCGAGAACUUGGCGGACGGUGGUGGUUGUGAUAGUGUGGUUAUAAGUUGUGGCGGAGGUGGUGGUGAAAUUCCUUUGGCACAAAAGCCAGCAGUGGAUUAAUGUUAAUAUAUGAUAUUUAAUUUACUUGGUUUUUUUUUUUUUUUUUGAACUUUUCAAAUUGUGGGGGGAUUGGUAUAGGAGAGAAGUGAUUUUUCUUUUGGGUUUUCAAUUGAAUUUUCAUGUCUUCUCGGUCUACUUUCUACGUGGUUAUAAUUAUGUGUUUGGGUGUGAGUUGAUGCUUGCUUAUAAAUUCAAGGGUGUAAAUGAUGGUAA
Messenger RNA from Carya illinoinensis, 3690 nucleotides. RefSeq names its product leucine-rich repeat receptor-like protein kinase TDR. Gene Ontology annotation, biological process: protein phosphorylation. The transcript is spliced from 2 exons. Bases 352 to 3477 code for a protein of 1041 amino acids. NCBI's taxonomy places the organism in Eukaryota, Viridiplantae, Streptophyta, Magnoliopsida, Fagales, Juglandaceae. Gene Ontology annotation, molecular function: receptor serine/threonine kinase binding; ATP binding; protein kinase activity. The record is from RefSeq and is a predicted model, not a curated record.